AACGCAACGUAAUCCUCUAUACCUCACCUCUCAUAACCACCAUAUCCAAAAUGAAGAGAGAAGGUCGUCAACACGGUGUUGUUCGGAGCUACGCAAUCCUCCCGACUCCCUUAUCGCAACGGAGAUAUGUGAAGACGGUGGAUUCCGCCACCGUUGCAGGUGUGUUCACCAAGGUGUUACGGAAGCCCACGAAUCAAUCCAAGUUCACCGGAAAAUGUGCAGGUAAGACACGAUGCCUUGGUUGUCAUCUUCAUCCGGCGUGUAAAUCCAAAGACAAGGCCAAGGGCACUAUGAAGUUCAGAUCGAUCGGAUCUGAUCCUGGACUCAUUGCUUGUGGUACUUCUGCUACCGGUGUUUUAGCUUAUUUAGCUAGCGAGGGAAGUUAUGAUGAUGAUGAUGAUGAUGAUGAUGAUGAUGGCGAUGAAUAUGAGAAUGCAAUUGAUGAUUAUGAAUAUAGCUACGAUUAUGAUGAUAAUACUAAUUGUAACGUUGAAAUUGGGAUUGGACUUGCAUCAAUCGUAACAGAGGAGCAUAUUGUAGUUGAAGAAGAUGAAGAUGAUUUCAUGAGUUAUUGUGAUGUAGGGCUGUGUUUGGGAGAUACGGAUGCAGAUGAGCAUGAAGAUGAUGGAUGGUAUAUGGUUGGACAAAUUCAGUGAUUCAAUUAAUUUGAUCAAAUGGAGGAUCAUCAAAUCAUGUUCUUCCUUGUUCAUAUUGAAGGUAUUAUUGUUGUACUGGUUUCUAUCUGUACAAUAAUGGAGUCAUAAUUGUUUAAUAAAACUGAUUGCUUGUAUUUUAUGCAUCAAC
Messenger RNA from Cynara cardunculus var. scolymus (artichoke), 804 nucleotides. RefSeq lists its product as uncharacterized. The transcript has a single exon. The record is from RefSeq and is a predicted model, not a curated record. Bases 51 to 656 code for a protein of 201 amino acids. Lineage: Eukaryota; Viridiplantae; Streptophyta; Magnoliopsida; Asterales; Asteraceae.